AUGUUUCAGCAUUUUAUUGUCGAUUUCUUUAUACAUUUCUGUACAUUUCAAAAGGAAUUUCAUAUAAGCGACUGUUUCUUUAUUUUAGAUUCGCAUAUCGCGUUGAUACGCCUUUCACAUAAGAAUCAUAUUUUUGCUGGUAAUAUUUCUUAUCUAUCUAUCUAUCUAUCUAUCUAUCUAUCUAUCUAUCUAUCUGACUAUAUAUUGAUAUUUUUGCUGGUAAUAUUUCUUAUCUAUCUAUCUAUCUAUCUAUCUAUCUAUCUAUCUAUCUAUCUAUCUGACUAUAUAUUGAUAUUUUUGCUGCUAAUAUUUCUUAUCUAUCUAUCUAUCUAUCUAUCUAUCUAUCUAUCUAUCUAUCUCAAUAUUUUUGCUGGUAAUAUUUUAUUAUCUAUCAUCUAUCUAUCUAUCUAUCUAAUCUCAAAACAGAACCCUAAUGACAGCAUAUCUACGUGGCACGAGACAGGUAUAGAUGUAGAAAAAGAAAGACAUUCAUGUGACAUCGAACGCCAACACAUCAUAUUUAAAAUUGAGAUUCAAUGUUAUUGCACGAUUUGA
Molecule: messenger RNA, 555 nt
Organism: Acanthosepion pharaonis
Lineage: Eukaryota; Metazoa; Mollusca; Cephalopoda; Sepiida; Sepiidae
Source: the annotation of a GenBank genome assembly